Molecule: messenger RNA, 372 nt
Organism: Neoarthrinium moseri
Lineage: Eukaryota; Fungi; Ascomycota; Sordariomycetes; Amphisphaeriales; Apiosporaceae
Exons: 1
Coding region: 1-372 (123 amino acids)
Source: RefSeq, a predicted model, not a curated record
AUGAAGUUUUCUAUUUGCUUCCUUGCAGUGAUUACUACAAGGCUUGCCGCCGGCCGCGCUAUCAUGCCACAGCGUAUCGCGUCAAACCAAACGGCCGUGAAACCUUUCGUGGUCAAUGGGCCAAUCCCCGUCAGGGAAGUCGGAUGUACCGGUGCUGGUUUGAACCUUACCGACUUUAUUGCCGUAAAGGACCAAAUGGAACAUUGGUCCAAUGGCGGAGGCCGAGUCGGCCACAAGAACUGGCACGCCGAAUUCAGACAUGGAGUCGUGUGGUACAUAGGCAACUGCAAGCUAACUUGGGAGGACAGCGUCCCUCGGGAAGAGCUUGAUCAUUCAUGCCCACGCUCUCAUGAACGAAAGAUGCGGAGUUGA